AGCAUCUCGGGUGCUGGAGCUGGAGGAAGAGCUCAGGAGCCUGGCUGAGGAGCUAAGCCAGUGCCAGGCUGAUAAAGAAUUUGUGUGGUCUUUGUGGAAACGCCUCCAGGUGGCAAAUCCAAAUCUUACACAAGCAGUGAGCAUGAUAGUGGAAAGAGAAAAGCAGAAGGCUGAAGUCAAGGACAGGAAAGUAUUAGAAAUUUUGCAAAUCAAAGACAGUAAAAUACAAGAACUUGAACAGAGAGCAUCAGGACAACAACAGGAAAUAAACAAUGUAGUACAGAGAAAAAUUGCUGUAGAUGAAGAAAAUGCUCUCUUGAAGAAUGAAUUCAGUAAUUUGCAGCAGAAAUUUAAAGAUAAAAGUGAAGAACUUAAGGACGCUAAGGAGUGUGCACAGAAGAAAGAAGAGCAAAACAGACUGGUUAUAAAAAAUCUGGAGGAGGAAAAUGAGGGAUUAAAUACACGCUGCACUGACCUGCUAAAUGACCUGGAGAAACUGAGGAAGCAGGAGGCCCAAUGGAGAAUAGAAAAAUCUGGUAUUGAUACCAAAAUAAAGAAUUUGGAAACUGAUUUAACUGAGGCAAGAAAACAAAUGGAAGACUUGCACACUAAAUGCAAUGACUUGACAUCACAAGCGAUUGUUAAACAGACUGAAUUAACACAAAAGGAUUGUGAUGUGGCCAGAGUUAGGAAGGAGUUGCAGGAACUGCAGAAUCUUUACAAGCAAAACACAGAACAUACAGCACAGCAGGCAGAGCUGAUCCAGCAGCUUCAGGCUCUCAAUAUGGAUACACAAAAAGUACUGAGAAAUCAGGAAGAUGCUCACACAGCUGAAACUAUAUCAUAUCAAAAACUUUACAACGAAUUGACUAUAUGUUUUGAAGCUCUGCAAGCAAGUGAGAUUCAGCUCCAUCAAAGUAAUGCUUCUCUUCAGGGUCAGUCACUGGAAAAAGAACAAAAGAUAAAGUGGCUGGAAGAGCAACUACAGUUGGCCCAAGAUUCUUAUCCAAAAGAUAGGGAAGAGACUACCUGCCUAAAGAACACUACAAGAUAUUUCUGCAUGCUCACCUGGGAUUCGGACAAAAUUGAGGCAAAAAAGAACAAAAUUGAGGAAUUUCAACAGCCUUCUUUAAAUGAGCUGGAGUGUCUUAUAGCAUCACAGAAAUGUGAAAUAAAGUUUUUGCAGGAAAAAUUGAAAACAGCAAAUCUUAACCUAGUAGAGCAUCACUUUGGCAGCAAAGAUGUCCUUGGAAGAAAGCAUGCGGAACCACCUGUGAAACGUUCAAGGUCUUUGUCCCCAAAGAGCUCUUUUAGAGAGUCAGAGGAGCUAAGGAAGCUUAAAAUAGCUGAAAAGAAGAUAGAAAACUUAGAGAAGACACUACAGUUAAAGACCCAAGAAAAUGAUGAGCUAAGAGAAGCCCAUGAAAAACGCAAAGAGAGGUUGCAGAUGUUACAGACCAACUACAGAGCGGUAAAAGAGCAAUUAAAGCAGUGGGAAGAGGGCUAUAGCAAGACUGAAAACACGAAAAGCAAACACCAGCGUGCAGAUCCCCACCAGCUUUGCCAAGAAGAUUCUGAUGCUGUCUGGAACGAACUGGCAUAUUUCAAAAGGGAGCACAAAAAGCUAUUGAUUGAAAAGUGAGUAUCCUUUUAAAAA
This is a messenger RNA of Pelodiscus sinensis (Chinese soft-shelled turtle), 1657 nucleotides long. Lineage: Eukaryota; Metazoa; Chordata; Testudines; Trionychidae. The record is from RefSeq and is a predicted model, not a curated record.